CGCGUGCAGUAGAACCUGUGCACCUGUGCAGCUCGUCCACUUUGUAAACAUGGCGCGUGCGUUCGGUUUGGUGACCGUCGGCGCGUGCGUCCUCGCGCUCGCAGUGGCCUGGAUCUCCUACCGGCUUAUACGGAACUUCCUGCGAAUGUGGAACGUUCUGAAGCCCGUGCCGAGCAUCGGUGUGGCCUACCCUCUCCUGGGGCACGCGCUGCAGCUCAAGUCCGGAGCCGGAGAGUUUUUUUGUCAGAUGAUCGAAUUCGCGGACAAGUUUCGGAACGCGCCGCUACUGCAGGCGUGGCUGGGACCCCUGCCCUUUCUGUUCCUGUACCAUGCAGAGACUGUGGAGCGGGUUCUGAAUAACUCUGUGCACAUGGAUAAAGCUUAUUCUUAUACCUUUUUGCACCCCUGGCUCGGAACUGGGCUGCUGACCAGUACAGGGACUAAAUGGCGGAGCAGGAGAAAGCUCCUCACUCCCACCUUCCAUUUCUCCAUCUUGACUGAUUUCCUGGAGGUGAUGAACGAGCAGGCUGUGGUCCUUGUGGACAAACUGGACAAGCACGCAGGGAAAGAGCCAUUCGACUGCUUCAGCCACAUCACACUAUGUGCUCUGGACAUCAUCUGUGAAACAGCCAUGGGGAAAAAGAUCUUUGCCCAGAGCAACCACGACUCUGAAUAUGUGCGGAGCGUCUACCGGAUGAGUGACCUUAUCAGUAAGCGCCAGCGGAUGCCAUGGUACUGGCCGGACAUUGCUUUCCAUUACUUCGGUGAUGGCAAAGAGCACGACCGCUGUCUGAAGACCCUGCACUCCUUCACUGAGAGUGUUAUUCGCGAGAGAGAGAAGUAUGGAGUCCACCACAUGGAGUCCGACAGAGGAACCGAUCAGGGAAAGAAGAAAAGGCAGGCCUUCCUGGAUAUGCUUCUGAAGACGACGGACGAAAACGGGAACAAGUUGACACACCAAGACAUCCGGGAGGAAGUGGACACGUUCAUGUUCGAGGGACAUGACACUACAGCGGCUGGUAUGAACUGGGCUGUUCACCUGCUGGGGGCUCAUCCUGACAUACAGAGGAAAGUUCAGCAGGAGUUAUAUGAAGUGUUUGGUGACUCUGACCGGCCCAUCAGCAGUGAGGACUUAAAGAAGCUGCGUUACCUGGAGUGUGUGAUUAAAGAGGCGCUGCGUAUCUUCCCCUCCGUGCCCUUCUUCGCUCGUACCAUCUGUGAAGACACGCAUAUCAAUGGCUACAAGGUGCCUAAGGGUGUAAAUGUGAUCAUAAUGACAUACGCACUGCACCGUGACCCACGAUUCUUCCCUGAGCCUGAAGAGUUUCGUCCUGAGCGCUUCCUGCCUGAGAACAUGGCAGGACAAUCCCCUUACUGCUACAUCCCCUUCUCUGCGGGCCUGCGCAACUGCAUCGGUCAGCGUUUUGCUCUGAUGGAGGAGAAGGUGAUUCUGGCCUCCAUCUUGCGCUCUUUCAACAUUGUCUCCUGUCAGAAGAGGGACGAGCUAAAGCUACUUGGAGACCUUAUCCUCAGACCUGAGAAGGGCAUCUGGAUCACGCUGCAAAGGAGACGCCGUUAACGUGUAUCUAAGAUUAGGUUUUAAUGAACCUAUAAAAAAACGUGUGUUAUAAAAGUAAUUUUAUGAAAAUGAAUGAAAUCUUUUUAAAUUUUUACUUACAGGCUCAGAAUUUGGUUUAUAAGGUUGUACUGAUAAAAAAAAUAAUACCGAUUAAAGAUACAGGGAAUGUG
Messenger RNA from Tachysurus vachellii, 1749 nucleotides. RefSeq names its product cytochrome P450 4V2. Gene Ontology annotation, molecular function: heme binding; iron ion binding; oxidoreductase activity, acting on paired donors, with incorporation or reduction of molecular oxygen. The transcript has 11 exons. Lineage: Eukaryota; Metazoa; Chordata; Actinopteri; Siluriformes; Bagridae. The record is from RefSeq and is a predicted model, not a curated record. Bases 50 to 1579 code for a protein of 509 amino acids.